AUGGAUCAGGAUCAGCACAAAGACCCUGGCCACUCCACUGUGGAGGUGGACCGAGCUGGUCUUCCCCAGAACAAGAUUGACCAACCGAUUGCGCCAGAUCAAUUCGAUGAGAGAUAUCGCACAACGCGGAUGGAAAUAUGGGCUUAUUAUGCCUAUUAUAUUGGGAAUAAUGGCUUGUCGCUAUUCAACUUCGCACCGACUGCUUUUCAAAACUUGCUCUACCAAGCGGCACCCUCUGAUGGCUUGCUCAACUUCAUAGGCAGGCCACGCACGAUCAACAGCAUCGUGCUUCUCUCGAAUGGAAUUUCCUUCGCGAUUCAGGUCGUGGUAUUCCUGGUGAUUGGCAGUUUCGCCGAUUUCGGUUAUUGGCGACCGAACAUCUUGAUCGCAUUGUCAAUUGUAGCCUAUGCGAUCGGCUUUGGUUGGUUGGGUGUGCACACCUCGGACAAGUGGCAUGUCGCGGUCGGUCUAUAUAUGGUCGGUUUGAUUGCCUACCAGACUACUCUCACUUUUUGGACUGCUGCAUUCCCGGGCUUGGCUCGCAACACCCUCGAACUGAAGGAAAAGGCCGAUGCAUAUAUGGCAGGCAGCAUUACACGGGAUGAAUAUGAUUAUGCAGACACCCUGAUGCGCAGCAAACUAGCCAACGUCGCUUUCUAUGUUCAGUCUGUGGCGGAAAUAUUCAUUCUGGCGAUUAUUGUGGGUAUUAUGUUUGGCUUGGACGUCAACGCUAGUGAGAGCAAAAAUAACUGGGGUCUGAGUGUCCUGAUCGCUUUCGUCUCUGGGGUGUGGUUGCUUGUCUCAAUCCCGUGGUUUGUUUUGGAGAAACGCCGGCCGGGUCAAGACCCUGGGAAACGGUCUAUCUUCAUUGCUGGAAUAUGGCAGCUCUGGCAUGCUAUACAACAGAUCUGGCAUUUGAAGCAGAGUUUGAUUUAUCUAAUUGGCUAUUUCCUACUUGGAGACUCGCUAAACACUACUGUGACAGUCAUUGCGACUUUGCAAAAUGAGAUCAUGGCCUAUAAUACCCUACAGCUAACAUACCUGCUCAUUGUUGGUAUUGCUGCACAGGCAGUUGGAAUCUACACAUUCUGGGCUAUUCAGCAACGUUUCAAACUCGGAACUAAGACUAUGUUCAACACUAUAGCUAUUGGAAUAAUCCUACUCGAUGGCUGGGGUAUGAUUGGUAUCUGGACAAACAAAUUUGGCUUCCACAAUGCAUGGGAAGUUUGGGUCUAUCAAGCUUUCUACGGCCUUUUCAUUUGCCCAUGGUAUAGCUACUCACAAAUCAUGAUCUCGGAAGUUACGCCACGCGGUCAUGAGUUUCUAUUCUUCAGUCUUUUCAGUAUCAUUGGCAAAACCUCGUCGUUCAUCGGCCCUAUCGUCUCAAGUGCAAUCAUUGAUGCAAGUCCAUCGGGCAAUGUCUCAAUGCCAUUUUACUUUUUGUUUGCGUUAAGCGUUGUCAGCUUUGGGAUUUUGUUCUGGGGAGUUGACUUGAAAAAGAGCCAGGAAGAGCAGGAGAGAUUUUUGUUGGAUAAGUUGCGUCGGUUAAAUGCCAGUGAUUCGUCGCAGUCCACUGAUCAGAGCUCGACACCUGUCUGA
Molecule: messenger RNA, 1599 nt
Organism: Penicillium paradoxum
Lineage: Eukaryota; Fungi; Ascomycota; Eurotiomycetes; Eurotiales; Aspergillaceae
Product: putative autophagy protein (Atg22)
Exons: 6
Coding region: 1-1599 (532 amino acids)
Source: RefSeq, a predicted model, not a curated record